Messenger RNA from Galendromus occidentalis (western predatory mite), 1323 nucleotides. Its product is annotated as glyceraldehyde-3-phosphate dehydrogenase 2. The coding region runs from base 82 to 1083 and encodes 333 amino acids. NCBI's taxonomy places the organism in Eukaryota, Metazoa, Arthropoda, Arachnida, Mesostigmata, Phytoseiidae. The transcript is spliced from 3 exons. Gene Ontology annotation, molecular function: glyceraldehyde-3-phosphate dehydrogenase (NAD+) (phosphorylating) activity; NAD binding; NADP binding. Gene Ontology annotation, cellular component: cytosol. The record is from RefSeq and is a predicted model, not a curated record. Gene Ontology annotation, biological process: glycolytic process; glucose metabolic process.
GCAUCAGCGAUUCACUCAGUCGACUACCAGCGGUCGAAGUGUGAACCUCAGUCCCGUACUGAACUCUUUUUAAGCUUGACAAUGGCGAAAAUCGGAAUCAACGGAUUCGGUCGUAUCGGUCGCCUUGUGCUCCGCGCUGCCCUGGAGAAAGGCGUCGAGGUUGUCGCCGUCAACGACCCGUUCAUCGAUGUCACCUACAUGGUCUACAUGGUCAAAUAUGACUCUACCCACGGACGCUUCAAGUGUGACGUCCACGAGGAGGGUGGCAUGCUCGUCGUCGGCGGCAAGAAAAUCCAAGUCUUCCAGGAGUCUGACCCCACCAACAUCCCAUGGGCGAAGGCCGGAGCUGAAUACAUUGUCGAGUCUACCGGAGUGUUCACCUCUCUCGAGAAGGCGGAGGCUCACCGAAAGGCUGGAGCGAAGAAAGUCAUCAUUUCAGCCCCGUCCCCCGACGCCCCCAUGUUCGUCAUGGGUGUCAACCACGACAAAUACGACAACAGCAUGCACAUCGUGUCGAACGCCUCUUGCACCACCAACUGCUUGGCUCCUCUUGCCAAGGUAAUCAACGACAACUUCACCAUUGUCGAAGGUCUCAUGACCACCGUGCAUGCCACUACUGCCACGCAGAAGACUGUCGACGGUCCCUCGAAGAAGGAUUGGCGUGGUGGACGUGGCGCUGCCCAGAACAUCAUCCCGUCCUCCACCGGCGCCGCCAAGGCUGUCGGAAAAGUCAUCCCAGAGCUCAACGGAAAGCUCACAGGAAUGGCUUUCCGUGUCCCGACUCCCGACGUCUCUGUCGUGGAUCUGACUGUCCGACUCGGCAAGGAAGCUUCGUACGACCAGAUCAAAGCUGCUCUGAAGGCCGCUGCCAACUCCGAUCAAUGGAAAGGAAUCCUCGGAUACACUGAGGACGAGGUCGUGUCCACCGACUUCCUCGGAGACACUCACUCUUCGAUCUUCGACGCGAAGGCCGGAAUCUCUCUCUCACCGACUUUCGUGAAGCUUGUCGCUUGGUACGACAACGAGUACGGAUACAGCCAUCGCGUGGUUGACCUCAUCAAGUACAUGAAGUCCAAGGAAUAAACUCAUGACCUUCCCUUAUCGACUACUCGAGAGCCGUACUCCGGAUCAUGUAAUGACGCUGGAGUGGGGAUACAAUCAGGAAUCUCGCCGAUUUCUCGUCCCCGCACCGAGUUGCUCUUUCAUAGCAGCCCUGUCCCGUGGGCUUUUUAGUUGAUGUCGGUGAUCAAGCUAUGUCGAUAAAGGCUGUUCGAUUAUGAAUGAGUGUCAAUAAAAUAAGUCAUUCAACUAGCUGAGGCUAAC